This is a messenger RNA of Teleopsis dalmanni, 1500 nucleotides long. RefSeq names its product alpha-2 adrenergic receptor-like. Gene Ontology annotation, biological process: adenylate cyclase-activating adrenergic receptor signaling pathway. The record is from RefSeq and is a predicted model, not a curated record. Lineage: Eukaryota; Metazoa; Arthropoda; Insecta; Diptera; Diopsidae. Gene Ontology annotation, molecular function: G protein-coupled amine receptor activity. Gene Ontology annotation, cellular component: membrane. The transcript has a single exon. The annotation marks the transcript as partial.
UUAAGAAUUGCAAUAAAAUUAUAUAGAAAAAGAAAUUAAGGAAUCGGGACCAAAUAGAUUGCACGGAAUUGUCCAUUAAAAUGCAGUACAUUUAAAGAGAGAUGCAAAUACUAUAAGAAUAGAAGAAUACUUUAAAGAAAACCGCAAUAGAAAGGCAAUAAAAUAAUAAGAACUGCAAGAAACUGCAGCAUCAGCGCACAAAAAAUAAAUAAAUAAAUAAAUAAAUAAUAUACAAAAAAACAAAUUUAUAUCAACAACUUCAUAAUCAUUAAUUGUAGAACGAUAAUCACUAAACAAAAAUAAUAAAAUUGAGAAACAAAAACAAAUAGACAAAACAAAACAAAAACAUUACAAAGUAAAACCAAAACAAAUCACAAAGGAAGAAACCGAUUACCCACCCAACACUAAAAUCAAUCGCUUUGCUCAGUUAUUACAAAAUAUUUCACUAAUUGCCAACAAAUUACCCAUAAAUUUAUUGUUUUUACAAUAAUAAACGCAGCGAACAGCGAGCGGCGAGUAGCGAGUAGCAAGUAGGAAGCAGUGAGCAGGGAGUAGGAAGCAUAUCGUUCAUCAAAAAUGGAUUACAGCCAAUUGGAUGCGAAUAUUAAUAGUAAUCUGAAUACAGGCAACAUUUCCACACAUGACUUUCUAGCAAUAUUCUCAUCGACAAGUCCAACUGAUGUCGCUGGUGGUGGUCCAGGCGGAGGAAAUACCACGUCGUCCGGCAGCAUACUAUCAACGAAACUGCAUACGAAUGCUAGUCACAUAGCGAGCACUGGUGCCAGUAAUGUAACGCUCAAUCCGCCCUUACUUACCGUUGACGGUCAAUACACAGUCGCCAAUAUACUUGAGAGCUCAUUGGCGGGCAUUGCCACCACGUUGAAUCCCAAUUAUAUAAAUGACAGUCUCUUCUACUUAAAUAGUAAUUUUUUCAAUAGCAGCACAAGCACAAGCUAUGGCGGCUAUGGCAUUGGCGGCAGUAGCAUCAAUUUCUCGAGCGGCAAUUAUUACAAUCAAACAUUUGCGAAUAGCACCGGUAAUAUCACCGAGAUACAGUGGAAUGGGCGCUAUCCCAGCGGCUAUACGUUAACACACAUUGUGAUUGCCUCAAUUAUAGUUACAUUUCUAAUGAUAAUCAUUGUUGUGGGCAAUAUGUUGGUUAUCAUUGCGAUUGUGACCGAGAAAUCAUUGAAGAAUAUACAAAAUUGGUUUAUCGCCUCAUUAGCGGUGGCGGAUUUUUUUCUCGGUCUAAUUAUUAUGCCAUUCUCGCUGGCGAAUGAAUUGAUGGGCUAUUGGAUAUUCGGUAGUUGGUGGUGCGAUAUACAUUCGGCUAUGGAUGUGCUAUUGUGCACGGCUUCCAUUAUGAAUUUAUGUCUAAUAUCGUUGGAUCGUUAUUGGAGCAUAACAAAGGCAGUUGAUUAUUUGAAAUCGCGUACGCCCGCACGUGCUGCGGUUAUGAUAGCUGCUGUUUGGAUAAUGUCAGCUUUAAUUUGCAUUCCG